UGCCAGGGAAGAAGGAGGAAGAAAGCUCCGGCUGCUGUUGACCCACUUGGACCCACACCUAGGCAAAACCCGCGCCAAACCCAGCCCCAGCUAGCUCUAGACUGCGCCAUGCGGGGCCCCAGCGUGGCUCUGUGGCUCAUCCUGGCUCUGCGCACUGCACUCGGAGGGAUGGAGGUGCGAUGGUGCACCAUCUCAGACCCGGAGCAGCAGAAGUGCAGUGACAUGAGCAAGGCCUUCCAGCAAGCCAGCAUCCAGCCCUCCCUCCUGUGCAUCCAGGGCACCUCAGCUGACCACUGCCUCCAGCUCAUCACGGCCCGGGAAGCUGACGCCAUCACUCUGGAUGGAGGAGCCAUUUACGAGGCGGGGAAGGAGCACGGCCUGAAGCCCGUGGUGGGCGAGGUGUAUGAUCAAGAGGUUGGUACCUCCUAUUAUGCCGUGGCUGUGGUGAAGAGGGGCUCCCCCGUGACCAUCAACACCCUGAAAGGCGUGACGUCCUGCCACACGGGCAUCAACCGGACGGUGGGCUGGAACGUGCCCGUGGGCUACCUGGUGGAGAGUGGCCGCCUCUCGGUGAUGGGCUGCGAUGUGCUCAAAGCUGUCAGCGACUAUUUUGGGGGCAGCUGCGUCCCCGGGGCAGGAGAGACCAGUUACUCAGAGUCCCUCUGUCGACUCUGCCGGGGCAACACCGCCGGGGAAGGGGUGUGUGACAAGAGCCCCCUGGAGAGAUACUACGACUACAGCGGGGCCUUCCGGUGCCUGGCAGAAGGGGCCGGGGACGUGGCCUUUGUGAAGCACAGCACGGUGCUGGAGAACACAGACGGGAAAACCCUGCCCUCCUGGGGCCAGACGCUGCUGUCACAGAACUUCGAGCUGCUGUGCCGGGAUGGCAGCCGGGCUGACGUCACUGAAUGGAGGCGAUGCCACCUGGCUCGGGUGCCUGCUCAUGCCGUGGUGGUCCGAGCCGACACAGAUGGGGGUCUCAUCUUCCGGCUGCUCAACGAAGGCCAGCGCCUGUUCAACCAUGAGGGCAGCAGCUUCCAGAUGUUCAGCUCUGAGGCCUACGGCCAGAAGAACCUGCUGUUCAAAGACUCCACCUCCGAGCUGGUGCCCAUCGCCACGCAGACCUACGAGGCAUGGCUGGGCCGCGAGUACCUGCAUGCCAUGAAGGGUCUCCUCUGUGACCCCAACCAGCUGCCCCACUACCUGCGCUGGUGUGUGCUGUCCACGCCCGAGAUCCAGAAGUGCGGAGACAUGGCUGUGGCCUUCAGCCGGCAGAGGCUCAAGCCGGAGAUCCAGUGUGUGUCCGCCGCGUCCCCCCAGCGCUGCAUGGAACAGAUCCAGGCUGGGCAAAUCGAUGCUGUGACCCUGAAGGGCCAGGACAUUUACACAGCGGGGAAGAUAUACGGCCUGGUUCCAGCAGCCGGGGAGCACUAUGCCCCGGAGGACAGGAGCAACUCGUACUUCGUGGUGGCCGUGGUGAAGCGGAACAGCUCCUAUGCCUUCACCCUGGAUGAGCUGCGGGGCAAGCGCUCCUGCCACCCAGGCUUCGGCAGCCCUGCAGGCUGGGACAUCCCCGUGGGCGCCCUUGUGCAGAGGGGCUUCAUCCGGCCCAGGGACUGCGACGUCCUCACAGCGGUGAGUGAGUUCUUCAGCGCCAGCUGUGUGCCCGUGAACAACCCCAAGCACUACCCAUCCUCGCUGUGCGCACUCUGCGUGGGAGACGAGCAAGGCCGCAACAAGUGUGUGGGAAACAGCCAGGAGAGGUACUACGGCUACGGUGGCGCCUUCAGGUGCCUGGUUGAGAAUGCAGGGGACGUUGCCUUCAUUAAGCACACGACUGUCUUCGACAACACGAAUGGCCACAAUUCUGAGCCCUGGGCUGCUGAGCUCAUGUCGGAGGACUACGAGCUGCUGUGUCCCAAUGGGGCCCGGGCCGAGGUGACCCAGUUCGCAGCCUGCAACCUGGCACAGAUACCGUCCCAUGCUGUCAUGGUCCGGCCGGACACCAACAUCUUCACUGUGUAUGGACUGCUGGACAAGGCCCAGGACCUGUUUGGAGAUGACCACAAUAAGAAUGGGUUCAAAAUGUUCGACUCCUCCAACUAUCAUGGCCAAGACCUGCUUUUCAAGGAUGCCACCCUUCGGGCAGUACCUGUGGGAGAGAAAACUACUUACCGUGACUGGCUAGGCCCCGACUACGUGGCAGCUCUGGAAGGGAUGCUGUCUCAGCAGUGCUCAGGCACAGCGAUCGUUGCCUCCAGCGUCUCCCUGCUCCUGCAGCUGCUCCCGCUGGCCCUCACGGCCAGCCUCCUCCAGCCCUGCCUCUGAAGCCGCUCUGGGCAAGCCUCGCCCUCCCUCGGAACGGAAACCUAUUCAGAAAUCUCCGUAGAUAAGGCUGUUCUCCUCAGUAAAUCCAGUUAACACUGCUCAGAGGGAAACGUGUGCCGGGAGAGGAAGCGUGCGAAACCACAGAGCUCCCCAGGGCUGCGAUUCCAACACUGAAGCUUCUGUGAUCGCUCCAGAGCGGGAUAAAGAGGGAUGUUACAGCAAAGCCCCCCAGCUGGACUGAGCAGGUCUCUCCCUCCUGCUGGAACCCAGCCGCUGCCUCCCCGGCGCCGCCUGUCCCUCCACUACCUGAGGCGGUGCGCUGGCCCGCCUCCCAGUCACGUCCCACCCACAGGCUGGUACAGCCGCUGCCCUGCAGAUCUGCAGGCUCCCACCACACGGAUCCUCACCAGCCUUGGCUUUGGAAGAGACCGGUUGCCAGGGAAACAGGCUGAACCCGAGCUUCCCACACGGCCCUCUCUGCUGGAGCUUGCCCUGCUGAGCCGCCCAGGGGGCCUGCUGAGAUGACAGGCCUGCCGGCCCCUCCCUGACAGUUCCCACCUCCCCCUCUGGAGGAGGGACACCACAGCCAGCACCUCCCAUCAGCCCCCGCUCCGUCUGUCCUCUGGACUCCCCAUGCCAGCCUCCCCCCCAGGAUGCUGUGUCUGUUCACCAAGGCAUCACCAGAUGAGGCUGGAGCCGGACCCCCCCGGAAGACACAGAGCUGCUGGGCACACGCAGCCCUUCGUCCUUGUCUUCUGCGGCUCAGCGCAGCACAGACCACCGGACCGCUGACUGUGCUGGGCUGGGGAGGGCAGGGAGGCCAGGGCUGGGCCCUAGGGGUGAAACCCUCAAGGGGUCCUAGGACAAAGGAAGUGCUUCUCAGUAUUUUUACUAGGUGGGGGCUUGAUGCAGGGUUGGGGGCCUAAAAUCUUGCCUAAAUACCUGUCUGUGGUAAGGACAGCAGGCCUCAGAACCGGACAUGCUCUGUGUGCCCUGCCCUUUGGUGAUGCACCUGCACCCGGCUCUGUCCUGGGGCUAAGCCCAGUCAGCGGGAAUCCCCGCUCCUGUGUUUGCUCCCCUUAGGCGGCAUCUCAGAUUAUCCCCUCCUACCCCAGCGUGAUGUCCACUGCUCUGGAGCUACUCCUGUAGCUCUAGCAGCGGUAGUUUCCUCCAGACUGAAGGGUUCCGCCUCUAGAGCAGCCCAGUAACCUCCAGGCCCUGGAGCAGCAGGUGGCCCAGGUCGCUAAGGCAGCACGAGGCCCUCUGAAGGGCCGGGAAUGGGAAGAUGCCAUUCUCUUUGUCAGAGAAGCUACAGGCCAGGUGAGGUGCUGCAAGGAGCUCCGUCUCCUCAGCUGUGAGCCCGGGGUCUCCUCACCCAGCCGUGCACUGACUGGGCCCGAGGGCCACUCACUCCAAAGGAAGGGUCCCUCCUUCCCAUCCCCUUCGAGUCAGUGGAAAGUGUCUGGAGCGGGUCUCCAUGAUCGAUCGCCACGGUUGUCUGAGGAGCAAGAAAAAGUUUCCAGAACUGCCAGCUCUUACUCUGAACUCUGCUCCCUGAAAAAAGUAAGAAGCAAGAGAAGAAACAGGAGCGAGCCACCCUCGUCAACAGACGGGGAGCCGCGUGGGCCUGGAGCUAUUUGCAUCUCAGUCUGCGGGGGCUCUGGGGAUGCUGAAGACAGGCUGGGCUCCCAGCACUUCGCCGCCACCCGUGGGCGCUGGGAUGGAUCCCUUCCACUCUCAGCAGGGAGCGAGGCCGCCGGCAGUGUCCCAGCCGUGGUCACAUGGUCCCGAGGAGUCCUGGCCCCCACCCCACUGUGAGGAGCCAGGAGGAACCGGCUUCAGCUACCCAGUGUGUGCCCUCUUCACUGGGGGAGCAAGUGAUUCUUCUCUGACCUGAUGAUUGUUUGAUUUUUUUUUUUUUUUUAAGGGAGAUCUGUGCAGUGAGAAGUGUAUUUCUGUGUGGCCGCCCUGGGCCAGGGUGGUGCCCAGGGUGCAACCCUGUACUGUGAGCCUGCCGAGGGUGUGACCUGUGGGAGUCUGAUUGUCAGGUGACAGCAGGGGGGCCACUGCUGGGUUAAUGCUAAUGAAAGAUGUUGGUUUGUUUUUUAAAUAAAGCCAAACAGCCCUGCACCUGCUGAGGCUUGGAUUCUGAUAGAAA
Messenger RNA from Eubalaena glacialis (North Atlantic right whale), 4486 nucleotides. RefSeq names its product melanotransferrin (gene MELTF). The transcript is spliced from 16 exons. Gene Ontology annotation, cellular component: plasma membrane; early endosome; extracellular region. Gene Ontology annotation, biological process: iron ion transport. Bases 109 to 2328 code for a protein of 739 amino acids. Lineage: Eukaryota; Metazoa; Chordata; Mammalia; Artiodactyla; Balaenidae. The record is from RefSeq and is a predicted model, not a curated record.